Messenger RNA from Postia placenta MAD-698-R-SB12, 3213 nucleotides. RefSeq lists its product as hypothetical. Gene Ontology annotation, molecular function: 1-phosphatidylinositol 4-kinase activity. NCBI's taxonomy places the organism in Eukaryota, Fungi, Basidiomycota, Agaricomycetes, Polyporales, Adustoporiaceae. The transcript is spliced from 13 exons. The record is from RefSeq and is a predicted model, not a curated record. Gene Ontology annotation, cellular component: membrane; cytoplasm. Gene Ontology annotation, biological process: phosphatidylinositol-mediated signaling; phosphatidylinositol phosphate biosynthetic process. The coding region runs from base 1 to 3213 and encodes 1070 amino acids.
AUGUCUCAUGCCCUCCUGCUCCGCCUCUUCCUCUCCCCGUCCUUCUUCUCCGUACACGUCGCACUCCAGUACCUCAGGAUAUAUGCGGACAACAUCGGCAUUACCUACUACCUCACUCGUAGGCUCCGCGAAUAUGAUACACGGGACCUGCGCGAAGUAUGGGGCUUCAUAUGUCACCUCCUGGUCACUAGACCGUCCAAAUCCAGGGCACUCGAAUGCUUUGUCGUCGAGAUCGCACACAAGUCUACACACAUUGCCAUGCUGACCCUUUGGUACAUGCAAGCACAUCUCAAGGACCUUGCGCAGCCCAAUAAUAACCCUCAAUCGUUCCUCAUUUGCCAGAGAGUUCUGCAUGAAUGUCAUGAGCUCAUCUUCGGCGACAUACCCCCUCAGUCGACUGCGCCAUAUUCCUCCAUCCACUUUCCUGCGCAAUUGGGGCCCGUACGACGCAAGGUGCGGCCGCAUCUUCAGCCCGCCUUAGUCGGCAUAGGCAUGGUCUUGGCAGGAGCACCGGGAAUACCACAGCUCACUCAGGUCACGGGAGAGGUCGCUAUUGAGCAAGGGCGCAUAGACGAGGAGGGCCAAGACAUUAAAAGCCUUGAGCGGAUUGACGACGACAUUGUCCGGGGUGCGCCCCCGCAGUCGUCGUCUCCCGAGCCAACGUAUGAGAAGGGGGACGAGGAUGACUCAGACGAGGAUGGGAGUCUGGAGCCUCCAGCGGUACCACGCAUUGAGCCCGCUCCCCCUAACCUGGCCAGCAGGUUACUGUCACGGUCGACGCGACGGCAGACUAUUGCCGCACAGACGAGUCCUGCAUUGCCUAUGCAUCUGAAGGGUAUUCGCAGGUAUAGGCUCUCGGAAGACCCGUUCAGUCAGGAAGACAUGCCGUCACCUAUACCCACCCCUUCACCAUUUCAGUCAACACCUACUCUUUCAAGUGCGAGGCAUCGUGCUAAGACAUUGAGUCUGCAUGCAAUUGACAUGGUAUCAAAAUACGACUUCCGAUCUCAGGUUCACCUCCUGCGCGGCCACUUCUGUCGGUCUGAGAUCAGAUUCUUGCUCGCCCUCGAAAGCAUCUGCAACAGAUUACUUGUGGUACCAAGGCCAGCUCGUGUCAGUGCACUUAGAGCGGAGUUGACUGGACUCAACCACAUGCUCCCUGCAGAGGUAUGCAUGCCGAUGUGGUGCUCGUCCUCAGACAGCCCAAAACCCCCGCAAGGAAUACCCGAACCGCAUCACAGGAUUGUUCGAAUACCUCCGGGCGAGAGCGUCGUCCUCAAUUCCGCCGAACGCGCACCUUACCUUCUGCUCGCCGAGAUCCUACAUGGCGAUCUAGACUUUGAUCCCGCGAAGCGCAACAACAAGGAAAUACUCAAGAAGAUCGUCCUCAAGGAGGUCGAGCGCGCUGGCUCGUCCAAGGAUUUUGUAGCGUUUGGCGGCGCCCAACGACAAUCGACCGCCGGCGUCGAGCAACCGGCCCCGCUAGAGGCGGGCAUCGGCAACGACGUAGACGAUGUCAGUGAGACGCCUACAAUCGUCGUGUCGACAUAUUCCGCGGGACCUGUAUCCCCAAUGCCCCCUUCAGACGACGACGAAGAGAUCGACCUGGUGGAGCAGCUUUACGGCGACGAUAACUCGCUCCUUGCCCGCGAGGUGGACCUGUCAGAAUCCAUUGUCCUCCCGCCCCCGCCGAAGAACCGAGAGCUCGACAUGGCGACAUGGUCACGCUCGUCAUCGGUUCCCCAGACUCCUGCCGUGGAGAACGAGCCGUUCAAGUCGCACACGCCCUCGAAUAGCCUGUCUGGCUUCAUCCAGCGACAGCCCUCUGUCUCUUCAAUGCACCCAUCCCCCGACUUGAACGGCUACGGUGCCGGGCCGUCGCGUACUCUUUCUUUGGAUGAGUACUCGGAGCGCAUGCGCACAGCCGCGGUGAUGCUUGCACAGCUCAACGCGAAUCUCGUACGCGAGUCUGCCCCAACGGUUGUCCCGCCUGGCACACCCGUCAUGGAGUCAUCCGCACUCGCAAACCCCUUCCGCUGGCUCACCAACACGCCGAUCUUGUCCGUGAACCCGGACGAGGGCCUGCCGCCGGCGACGCCUGCGCCAAUGCGCAUGAAACUGCAGGCGGCGGAGGCCGGGGCGAUCCGCGAGCGCAUCAUGGCCGAGAUGCUCGCGCUGGAAGAGGAGCGCAUGGCGCGCAUGCGCGAGAACGGAGUGGGCGAGAGCAUACUGAGUAUGGGCGGUGACGGGAGCAUGAAGAGCGAGGACGAACGCAUCAUUCGAAAGGAGCUGAGCAAGGCGGAUCCUUCUGCGGUCGUAUUCAGCGAGUCGUGGGCGGCGAAGAAGAGUCGAAUACGACAAGCUUCGCCUUAUGGCCACUUAGCGAGCUGGGACUGUGUCUCCGUCAUUGUCAAGACAGGGGGUGAUCUCCGGCAAGAACAGCUCGCUGUGCAGCUCAUCCAGGAGUUUGAGAGGAUAUGGAAGGAGGAAAACUGUUCAUGCUGGGUGCGAUAUUUCCGCAUCCUCAUCACUGGUCACGACUCUGGCCUUGUCGAGACAAUAACGGACGCUGUAUCGAUACAUUCUAUCAAGAAAGCGGAGUAUGCCCGAAGGCUCGCAGCAGGUCGGUUGGGACAUGUCACCCUCUUCGACCACUUCAGAGCGACGUAUGGCGAUCCCUCAUCCGCGAAGUUUGCCAGAGCACAGCGUAACUUCGCGAAAUCCCUAGCAGGAUACUCCCUUGUGACAUAUUUUCUUCAGAUCAAGGAUCGACAUAAUGGCAAUAUCCUGCUUGAUCGCGAUGGCCACCUUAUCCACAUCGACUUCGGUUUCAUGUUGUCAAACUCGCCAGGCAACAUUGGGUUUGAGGCGGCUCCAUUCAAACUCCCUCUGGAGUACAUCGAGGUACUCGGAGGGGUUGACAGUAAGCCCUUCGCGGAGUUCAAAAAACUUUUCAAGGAAGGCUUCGAGGCUGCGCGGAAGCAUUGCGACCGUGUCGUCACUCUAGUAGAACUGAUGCAGAAAGAUUCUUCACUGCCGUGUUUCGCUGCACUUGGCGAACAGACCGCUGCUCAGUUGCGAGAUCGCUUUCAGCAGGGUCUGACGCAGUCCUCAGUAGAGGAACAUGUGAAUCGUCUCGUCGAGACGUCGUUAGGCUCAAAUUGGACGCGGCUAUACGAUUCAUACCAAUAUUACUCUCAAUCAAUAUUUUGA